AUGGAGCUGCCGGCGCAGCUGCGCUCGCUGCUCGCGUCCGCGGAGCGCGCGCUCGCUCCCGACCGCCUGCCGCUCGAGGCGGCGCUCUUCCCGUGCAAGGCAGCCGGCGCCUGCGGCUGCGGCUGCGGCGCCCGCCAGCGCCGGCCCAGCGUGCCGGUGCGCGACUCCGCCAUGCAGACGUGCCCGCUCUUCGAGGUCGCCGGCUCGCUGCCGCACAUCGACAGCGACGACGACGACGACGUCGCAGCUCCACCUGUCGAGGUAGCCGCGCCGCCCCUGCAGCCGCCGGCGCACGAGGACCGUUCUACCAGCACUGACGAAGAGUGUUGCCCCCUGGUGGCCACACCGAGAAGCAUCACUGAAGUCCCCGACCGCCUCCUGAUGGCGGGAAUCACCCUACCAGGAACGCAUGACGUCAAAGGGCGCCCGCUGAUCAUGAUCGACUCGCAGAGCGUCGCCAGGGCGUCGCUGGACCGCCACCAGGUGGCGACGCUGCUGCUCUACUACGCCUCCAUUCCCACGGAGGAGCGGCUGUCUGGCGGCGUGUGCGUGCUGGUGGCGUCGUGCGGGGGCGGCGAGGCGCCGUCGCUGGAGCUGGUGGACCAGGCGCUGUCUCUGCUGGCCGCCGCCGGGGGGCCCGCCGUGGGCUGCGCGCUGCUGUGGCGGCCCGCGGGACGCAAGGCCAGGCCGGGGCAAGCGCAGGCGCAGGCGGCCCCCGCCGCGCUGGCCGCCUCGGGAGUCCAGUACCACGUGGUGAGCGGGGAAGAGGCGCUGCGAGAGUUCGUGGCGGCCGAGCAGGCGCCGGCCGUGUGCGGCGGCCGCUGCGACCACGACCAGCUCGAGUGGGUCGAGUUCCACAAGGAGCUGGAGCCGCUGACGGCGCUCGCGCACGGCUGCGGCCGGCGGCUGGUGGCGGCGCUGCAGGAGCUGCGCGCGGGCGACCCGGCGCUGGCGUCGCGGCGCCAGCUGCACGCGCAGCAGCGCCUGCUGGCCAAGGCGCUCGCCGACCCCGAGCUGGCGCGGCUCCGCGCCGACGGCGGCGCCGCGCUCGCCCGCCUCCAGCAGCGCGCGCAGUGGCUGCCCGCCUCCCAGGACGUCCGGCUGUCCCUGGAGCGGGCGGAGCGGCUGCUGACGGAGGUGGAGAUGGCGUCGCGACGCCUGGAGACGCUGUGCGACGCCCGGCGGGAGCGGCUCCGGGACCUGGCCAGGCUGCGCGCGCUCCAGCACGAGAGCGAGCAGGUACUGUCGUGGCUGUGCCAGAAGGGGGAGGAGACGCUACGCCGACACUCCCAGCUGGCUACCAGCCUGCCCGCCAUCAAGGAGCAGGAGAACGACUUCGAGAAGUUCUACUUCAUCUCCAUGCGCCACCUGGACAAGGGCUCGGACCUGCUGGAGGAGUGCUCCGGAGAGGCCCGCGGUGGCGGCCUGCGGGAGCUGGCGCGCUCGCUCAAGACCCACCUGCUCGGCUUCAGCGAACGACUCGAGGACACGCGGGAGCGACUCGAGGACACCUCGCGCUGCUUCUGCCUCCUCGACAAGGCGUACGAGUGGGCUCUGGAGACGAUGAAGUACGUGUCGCGCGUGAAGACUGGCGAGGCGGCGACGGCGGAGCAGGGCCUGCAGCUGCUGCGCAACCUGCGCCAGUACCUGAUGGCGCACCCGCCCAUCGCGGAGGACCACUUCCACGAGAUGCUGGCGCUGGCGCGCAAGCUCGCCAACGACAAGCUGCUCGAGCAGGCCAAGGUGGCACAGGCGCGGUGUCAAGAGACAAUGGAGCUGAUCCGUGAGCAGCAGACGCGACUGGUGCGCAUGCGUCGCGAUCUAGGGGCAGAGGAUGCAGACAGCGACGAGGCCCUGCUGCUGGGGCUGGAUCAGCUGGUGACAGCUGCAGUCGCCACCACCGGCACUUCCGCCAGCAGCACGACACCUUGCAGCUCAGGACGGCGCCGCUCGCUGGGUGCUUUCCCGUACAUCUACAAAUGCAGCCACCACGCAGAGGGCCGAGCCUGCUCCUGCUGUGACCCCACACCACCGCCUCCGGACUACGCCUCGUCUGCUACCAGUGGCACCGGCAGUGGCAACAGCAGCACGAGUGGCGCAAGUGCCUCUGGCAGCCGCCUCAAUGGCAUCCGUGAAGAGGAGCGGGAGGGUUCCGAGGAUGGUAACAAAGAUGAAGAAAGCAGUGUGUCUGCCACCAUAGCGGAAGACGAAUGUACCCGCUGUGACCACCAGCAGACUGACCAUCCCCAGCAGUUUGUGGGGAAAAGGCCGCUGAGGCGAGCCUGUACCUGGCAGUACCCUGUGGAGAGUUUUGAAGACGAGGGUGUCUCCUGUACCGGUGGAGAUGAUAAAUGUGGCUACUCGGGUGGCGGCAGCACAACAGAUGGCAGUGAUGGCUGCCCAAAGAAUGGGGAGGACUUGGAAGAGCAUGAUAAUUCUAGUGGAAGUGGCAGUAAACCAAUGCCACCAGUCCCUGUGAACAGUCACCUGCAUUGUCACACAUCUAAUUUAAACAUCCAGGCGGACUCAGCUAAGGAGCUGAAGACACAGAAAACAUUGUUGUUAAUAAUGAGGGAGAUGAUACAGACUGAACGAGAUUACGUUAAAUCUUUGGAGUACGUUAUUCAGAACUACAUUCCAGAACUUCUAAGAGAAGAUAUUCCACAAGCACUAAGAGGACAGAGAAAUGUUAUUUUUGGCAAUAUAGAAAAGAUAUUUGAAUUUCAUAGCCAAUACUUUCUGCAAGAACUGGAACGCUGUGAAAACAGCCCGUUACUUGUAGGGCAGAGUUUCCUUCGACAUGAGAAGAAAUUUUACCUGUAUGCACUGUAUAACAAAAACAAACCAAAGUCAGAUUCUCUUAUGUCGGAAUAUGGAACUUCCUUCUUUAAGGGUAAGCAGCUUGAGCUAGGUGAUAAAAUGGAUUUGGCUAGCUAUCUACUUAAACCAGUACAGCGAAUGGGAAAGUAUGCUCUACUGCUACAGCAGCUAAUGAAAGCAUAUCCUGACAAAGAGAGUGAGAUUGCUGAUAUCCGCGCAGCUGAACAGAUGGUUCGUUUCCAGCUACGUCACGGCAAUGAUCUUCUGGCUAUGGACUCUCUUAGAGAUUGUGAUGUGAAUGUGAAAGAACAAGGAAGAUUACUACGUCAAAAUGAAUUCCUAGUUUGGCAGGGAAAAGGAAAGAAGUGCCUUCGACAUGUCUUUCUGUUUGAAGAACUUAUCCUCUUUAGUAAAGCAAGGCGGUUUCCUGACAGGAAGAAUUUGGACUUGUAUAUCUACAAGAAUAGCAUUAAAAUGACAGAUAUUGGACUAACAGCUAAGAUUGGAGAUAGCCCAACCAAGUUUGAAAUAUGGUUUAGGAAACGAAAACCAAAUGACACCUUUACAUUGCAGUCCAUGUCUGAAGAAAUUAAACAAGCAUGGACUGAAGAAAUAUCAAAACUUCUGUGGAAACAGGCGCUGAGAAAUAGAGAGAUGCGCCUCGCUGAAAUGUCUUCCAUGGGCAUUGGAAACAAACCAUGUUUAGACAUCAGGCCAAGCGCAGAUCAGAUUAAUGACAGGUCCAUCAGCAUUGCACAGUUGAGCAAAACUGCCCCGCGAUUCCGCAACUCUAUCACGGUGGCACCAGGAGAGCUCUCGCGCAAUAACAAGCGGCCACAUUCUAUAAUCUCAGUGAGCAGUUCAUCAUCAUCUGCUGGCAGUAACAGCAGCCAUGGGACGCUGCACCUGGGCUUUGAGUCUGUAGACAGCCCAAGGGCUCACCAUCGCUCCACGACACUGCACAGCCAGUGUUCUACUGAGAGUGGGAUCAUAGCAGAUAUGUCAUUGGGCUCGGAGGAUGCAGAUGCAAGUCACUGGCAUGUAGAACGGUCAAACAGUUCAGCUACAUCUGUUUCACUUGAUUCUUCAUUAUCGCCAGUAUCACCUACAGAAGAUCUUAAAACCUGUCUCGAAGGUGUUCAAGUGAAGGGACAAGAAACAACAGAACUUCAGUCACCAGACUCUGGUGUUGUUCCUGAUGAAAUGUCAGUAAAACUUUGAAAUGAGGUGCUAUACUAAACAUAACUUCAUUUAUUGACUUUCCUCAAACUAUUCAAAACAUUUUUAAAAGAGCGUGUGUGUGUUUUUGGUGCUUGUCACCUAGUUCUCGUGUGCAUAAACACUCAUGUAGUGCAGGACUGCUUCAUUAUAACAGUGUAUUUAAGAUUCACUGUAAAAGUGAAAUAACUUGUGUACAAUUCAUACAUUGCAGAUGUUUAAUUUUCUAAUAUCAGAAUGUAAUGAUGUACUUAUAUUAGUAUUAAAACUACUGUAAAUACACAAAUGGAAAAUGUGUACAGGACUUCCUUGAACACAGUAUUUAUUAAUAAACUUUGCUAAACUGUGCUUUUUGUACAGUGCUGACAUUUAUAAAGGAAAAAAAGCUGCAAAUUCAAUCUAUUUUUAAACAGGAUGCAUAUUUGCCUCUCUCUCUCUCUCUCUCUCUCUCUCUCGCUCUCUCUCUCUCCCCCCCCCCCCCCCCCCAACCUCCCCCAUAUAAAGCUUGUCAAAUUUUUUUAUGACCUUAUGGCAUUAAAUGAAAUUUUUAUUCAUUAGCACAAUUUCCCAACAUAAAAUUUAUGUUGAUGUAAUUUUAGGCAGUUAAAAAGUCCAAAACUGAUUCAUUUAAUAUGGGUAUGAAAAGUCUUUAAAUCUGUAUCCAAUUGCCUUAAAUAUAUUUUGAAGAAUAAAUAUAACUUUGAAUAGUUAAACUUAAGCUCAAGUAUAAUACUAACAGUAAAAAUAUACAUACAUAAUAUAUUUUUGAUAAUUCAACAUUUCCUACAUGAGUAAUUCCAGACACUUUUAUUCAGUGUAUUUAGUGCCUGCAGUUGGAUUGAGUCCAGUCUGCAGUCAUAAUGACUGCUAACAACUGUUUUACUGUGUUGAAUGUGCAGUUUACAUGAGAAGCAGAAUGAUUUUUCAGUACUAUAAAUUAUGUUCACCAAUUAGAAAUGUGAUAAUUAAUUUGAUUUGGCAGCUUUUAAAAUUUAGAAAAUUUAUGAAGUUUAUUUUUAUGAGAUGACUAUGCUGUUGAACAAUGAGCAAGCCAUUAUGUACUGUAUUGACUGCUGUCAGACAGGAAAAAAUAAGUAAAGAGUCUUUGUAAAUUAAUGUAAUAAAAGUUUGUAUUUAUA
This is a messenger RNA of Schistocerca serialis cubense, 5177 nucleotides long. Its product is annotated as puratrophin-1-like. Gene Ontology annotation, molecular function: guanyl-nucleotide exchange factor activity. The transcript is spliced from 22 exons. Lineage: Eukaryota; Metazoa; Arthropoda; Insecta; Orthoptera; Acrididae. The coding region runs from base 1 to 4041 and encodes 1346 amino acids. The record is from RefSeq and is a predicted model, not a curated record.